This is a messenger RNA of Gadus morhua (Atlantic cod), 6607 nucleotides long. It is a transcript of the gene fbln2, whose product is annotated as fibulin 2. The coding region runs from base 719 to 5269 and encodes 1516 amino acids. The record is from RefSeq and is a predicted model, not a curated record. NCBI's taxonomy places the organism in Eukaryota, Metazoa, Chordata, Actinopteri, Gadiformes, Gadidae. The transcript has 17 exons. Gene Ontology annotation, molecular function: calcium ion binding. Gene Ontology annotation, cellular component: extracellular region.
AGGUUAUGGCCUGUAGUUUAGGAUGUACAUGUGAGACUGACUCGUCCGCCAGUAGCCACGUUUACUCUAGAGGAGCUUUGGAAACUAUUUUGAAACGGCAAUUCAACACAAAUAAAAAAAAAACAGGUGUCCAUUUAAGAUAGACUUUAGUCCAUUAUUGACUUAAAAUACCUGUUUUAUUUAAAUUGGGGAUCGAUCUAAAGUCUGUUGGGAAUAACUUCAAAUAAAAUAGCCUAGGUGUAUUUUAUUUUGUUCAUUCGGCAACUUUCUUUUAUCUAUGCAGGCUACCAUCUAAACGAGGUUUACAGUGGUCGAUACUUAUUAACAUCAGUGCUGUGCAGCCAGCGGGACGGGGUAUAGUGAAAGUUGUGGACCUCCCACUUAACUACGCUCCCCUCGCUCCGGUCCCUGGCAAGGAGCGCCUCUCGGUCCAGACUCCAGACUCGCCCCAGCGACGCUCCCGGGACCACGCAGCGUCUCCCUCUAGGAACCCACUCAGGUCAAGGGUCUUGAGUGAAUUUGGGGCUUCCCCCGAGGGGCGUAGUGCACGGACCCCCCACAGAGCGCAGACCCCCUGCAGGGCAGAGACCCCCCCACCGAGCAGAGACCCCCUACAGCGCGCAGACCCCCAGCCGAGCACGACGACAACCCGACACCACAUCUCAUCGCUCAGUGGGACCUGUUCCGUGUUUUCCUUCGGAUUCCCCCUCAGGCCGUCAUGGCACGCCACCGCGGAUACGGGCCGGCGCCGGUCACGAGCGCGCUCCUCACGUGCACGCUCCUCCUCCUCCUCCUCUUGGCCCCGCCCCCGGCGCUCUGCCAGCAAGACUGCACCGGCGUGACCUGCCCCCCCCUGAGCCACUGCAUCCAGGAGGUGCUGGAGAGCGGCGCCUGCUGCCCGACCUGCGCGCGCACGGGGUGCGCGUGCGAGGGCUACCAGUACUACGACUGCCUCAACGCCGGCUUCAAGAACGGCAAGGUGCCCGCGGGCGACGCCUACUUCGUGGACUACGGCAGCACCGAGUGCUCCUGCCCCGAGGGCGGCGGGCGCAUCAGCUGCAGCUACAUCACCUGCCCUGACCUGCCGGCCAACUGCAUCCAGACCUCGGCGCCGGCCGACGCCUGCGCGCACUGCGAGCGCGUGGGCUGCGUGCACGGCGCCAGCGGGCAGAAGUACGACGCCGGCCACUCCUUCCACGUGGACGCCUGCGACGUGUGCCACUGCCCCAGCGGCGGCGGCGAGCUCAUGUGCUCCCCGGUCCCCAACUGCGACCCGCGGGACGCCCGUCUGCCCGCGGCGGCGGCGCCCCCGCCACCGCCCACCGCGCGCAGCGGGAGGCGCGGACCCCCCGACGACCCCCGCGUCGCCGGCUUCGUGCAGCGCCGGGGGCACGGCGGCGGUGGCGGCGGUGGCGGCGGCGGCGGCGGCGGCGGCGGUGGACCGCAUGCUUAUCAACCCCUGGCGCUGAAGAAGAUUUCUCCAGAGGAGGAAGAGGAGCAGAUGGAGGCGGGGGACUACGACUACGAACCCGUCGGCGUCGGUGGGUUUGAGGACAGACCGGCGUCCCGCAGCACCCCCGCCCCUCGGUCGGGCCAGGGGUACGAGCGGAGGAACAAGCUGGAGCUCAGAGAGAGGCACGGCGUUCGGGACCACGGGGUCCCGGAGACGGGCCCCGGGCGCGGCACCGUGAGAACCCCCGUCCGGCCCCACGCCACGACGCACGGCGGCGGCGGCGGCGGGACCUCCCACGGGAACAACAUCCAACGCCUGCGCCCCCCCAACCCCCAGCACGCCACCCACAGCCAGCCGGACCCCCAGGCCCUCCUGGACAGCCCGGUCCCCGGCGAGAGCAUGACGGACCGCGCCGUCUUCUCCCUGCACACGCCGCCCGACGGGGGCAACCUCCCGCCCUUCUUCCAGAGCCGCGCCGAGACCCCGUCGGCCCGCGCGGCGGAAGACCCCCAAAGCGCGGACGCAGACGUCGUCCAGAGGCCGGCCCUCCCGCCGUACCCCCAGGAGGGGCCCUGGAGCGGACCCCCGGUGUUCCAGCCCGCCCCCGGGAACCAGAGCCCCUGGGUUCAUCACCCGAUGCCGGAGGCCAGGCAGCCGUCAGAGCGGCUUGGUGCGGGGGUCCGCCCGGAUCGGCCCCCCCACGCAGAGUCCACGCUACGCAGCCCGAGCGCGGGGCAGAACGCGCCCGACUCGGAUUACCCCGAUGAGUACGAGACCGGGUACGAAGACGCGGACAUGGAGGAAGGGGAGGAGGAGGAGGAGGAGGAGGAGGAGCUGGUGCGUGUCCAAGAGGGGAUGGAGGACAGGGAGGGAGCGUACCAGCUGAGAGGGAGUGACGUAGGGCCCGGGGGACGGGACGGGGUGCAUGAUGGGAAGGCACCAGUGGUGGAGGGGGAGGGGGGUGGUUUGUGGAGCAGCCAUGCCCAGAACGAGGCCCCCCCCCUGGCCACAGACUUCGACCAGCACCUCCACCUGGAGACCACGGUGGAGCCCAUCACCACAGAGGCUCCCAGAGAGACUACGCCCCCCACUACCACCAUCCCCACCACCACCACCACCAUCCCCACCACCACCAUCCCCACCACCAUCACUACCACUGCAGCCACCACUACCACGGUAACCACCACCAACACCCCCACCACUUCAACCAGUGCCACCACCACCCCCACCACCACCCCCGCCACCACCACCACCACCACCACCACCGUCCAACCAGGCACCACCAACACGCCCACAGCGGUCACCUCAGAGGGGCAUCGUGGGAGAACGCAGCCUCAGGCGCCCUUUGACCCCCCCGGCGAGGAUUUAGUGAGGGGGGAGGAGGAGCGGGGGGAGGAGGAGGAGGAGGAGGAGGAGAGGGAAGAUUCAACAGAAGCUGCAGGCCCCGCACCAGAUGCCUCUGCUGGGCUGAUGCUGCGGGACUGCUGCACCGUGGGCCAGAGAUGGGCGUCAGAGCACCAGCGCUGCAGCAACAUGCCUCUGCUCUCCAGCGACACGCACUCCAUAUGCAGCGUGGCCCAGCAGCAGUGCUGCCUCAGCGCUCUGAAGGAGGGUCGCUGUGUGUCCGGUGUGGCCUCGGCCCGGGCGGGGGACCGCUGCUCUGUGGAGGGCUCUGUGGAGGGCUCUGUGGACCGGUGCGCUGACGACUCCCACCAGGUGUGCUGCAGCUGCUGCACCCUGGGUCUCCAGGUGCGGCGCGAGGGGCUGGGCUGCGACGGCCAGCAGUACCUGGGCUACCCCUGCGGACACAUCUUCCUCACCUGCUGCGAGGAAGAGGAGGGCGGACCGGGCCAGGGUCCGCUGAGGAGGUCGGAGAGACCCCUGCCCAGCGCCACGCCCAGGGAAGUCUCAGAUAGGAGGUUCCCUCAGGAGGCCUUGUCCAUUGACCCGAAAGGAAGAGCAGGAGGAGGAGGAGCAGGCGGAGGAGGAGGAGCAGGAGCAGGCAGAGGAGGAGGAGGAGGAGGAGGAGGAGGAGGAGGAGGAGGAGGAGGGGGGAACAGUGUCCAGGAGGAGGUGGACGUGUGCCAGCUGUGUCAGCACUUCUGCAAGCCCACCCGGGGGUCCUUCCGCUGCGACUGUCUCCUGGGUUACACACUGCAGGCCGACGGCCAAUCCUGCGCUCCAGAUCCCCCCAGGGAGGACAACAGACUGAGGGAGGAAGACCUCCACACCCGGCAUUCAGGCGGGGUCGCCCGCUCCACCAGCGCCACCUCCACCUCCACCACCCCUGCUUACCUCAACCCCUGCGCUGGCGGGGGUCCCUGCAGUCAGCGGUGCUCGGUGGUGGGGGGCCGAUACAGCUGCUCCUGCUUCGCGGGGUACUCCCUGAUGCCAGACAGACUCUCCUGCGAUGAUGUGGACGAGUGUGUGAGCGGCGUGCACAGCUGUGGCGUGGGCGAGCGGUGCGUGAACACGGUGGGGUCACAUGUGUGCGAGCGCCAGCUUUCCUGCUCGGCUGGCUACCAGUCCCGGAAUGGCGUGUGCGAGGACAUCGACGAGUGCAUGGUGCGGACCCAUAACUGCGGUGCCGGGCUGGUGUGUAAGAACACGGACGGGUCGUUUGUGUGCGGCCCCAAACAGAAGUGUCUGACCGGCUUCAAGCUGGACUCGCACGGGAACUGCAUCGACAUCAACGAGUGCAGCUCCCUGUCAGAGACGUGUAGCCCCGGGUUCAAGUGCAUCAACACGGUGGGCUCCUACACCUGCCAGCGCCAGGUCAUCCAGUGUUCCCAGGGCUACCAGUCCGGGCCUGAUGGGACCAGGUGCAUCGAUGUGGAUGAGUGUCUGAUGGGCACCUACCGAUGUGGAGCGGGACAGAUCUGUCACAACCUGCCUGGCAGCUACCGCUGUGACUGUGGGGCUGGCUACCAGUUCGACACCGUCCGCAAGGUCUGCAACGAUGUGAACGAGUGCUGGCGCUACCCGGGACGGCUGUGCUCCCAGACCUGUGACAACACCCCGGGUUCCUACCAGUGCUCCUGCACCGCCGGAUUCGCCCUGGCCUUCGACGGCAAGAACUGUGACGACCUGAAUGAAUGCGACUCUAACCCGUGCAGCCAGGAGUGUGCAAACAUCUACGGAUCGUACCAAUGCUACUGCCGCCAGGGCUUCUACCUGAAGGAGGACGGGCACACCUGCGAAGACAUUGACGAGUGCUCCCAGAGCAUUGGGAACAUGUGUGCGUUUGAGUGCGUCAACGUCCCGGGGAGCUACCAGUGUGCCUGUCCCACCACGGGGUACACCAUGGCCGCCAACAGACACACCUGCAGAGAUAUUGAUGAGUGCACCACCGGCGCCCACAACUGUUCUGGGGAGCAGAGCUGCUACAACAUCCAGGGGAGCUAUCGCUGCCUCUCCUUCACCUGCCCGCCCAACUACAAGAAGGCAUCUGACACGCGCUGCGAGAAGCUGGGUUGCCCGGGCAACGCGCCGGAGUGCCUGAAACUCCCGCUGCGCAUCACCUACUACCAGCUCAACUUCCAGACCGACAUCCUGACGCCGGCCCAGAUCUUCCGCAUCAGCCCGUCGCCCGCCUACACCGGCGACCAAGUGUCCGUGGCCGUCACCCGCGGCAACGAGGAGGGCUACUUCAGCACGCGCAAGCUCAACGGCUUCACGGGCGCCGUGUACCUGCAGCGGCAGGUGCGCGAGGCCAAGGACUUCCUGGUGGACGUGGAGAUGAAGCUCCUCAGACAGGGCAGCAUGACGUCCUUCGUGGCCAGGAUACACGUCUUCAUCACGGCCAGCACCCUGUGAGCUCUGAGCACAGGGGGGGGGGGGGCUCUUCCUCGUGGAUGUACGGGGUCUUCAUCUUGGCCGGAACCUCCGCGAGCAGAAGGAGGAGGAUUUGUCCAAGGGAGGGAAUGGGGGGAUGGGGGACAGACGGAUGGACGGACUGAUGGACAGACAGAGAGACUGAAUGGCAGUGGUCCUCAACUGCUGUGUUUUGUGGUAGGAUUUCAGACUUCACUCGUACUCGCACUAGUCAACAUUAUCCGACGGUUUGCGUCGAAUCCAUAUCACCAAAGAAAUCGUUGUUGCUGUUUUUGUUACUGUUUGUUUUUCCGAGGCUUGGCCAUACUUUACACGUCUAUUUUGGCAUGCGAUGAACCACAUAUAUCGACAGCCUAGGCCGCGGUUGUAUUUUAGCUGAUUAUUUAAGGAAAACCUCACCAAAAGUUAAAAUGACUAUUAUUUAAUGAUUUUAUUGAAACUUAAAUGAAUGUAUUGCUCUACUGCUUAAUUUUAUCCGUCUAUAACUUUCAUACAUUUUCUUGAAUAAUUACUGUGUAAGAAUUUAGCCCAUCUCUCAAUAUUUCACCUCCCAUUGAAACGCUCCGUUUAACGCUUAACGUUAAAGCUAGGGUAGGCAAUCUGAAGAAACCGGCCAGAGUAGGCUACAUUUUUAAAGUCACCAAUAGAAAACGUCCAACCCUUCCCCUUCAACCAAUCACGUGACAUGCCCGCUUUCUUUAGCAUAGGUCUGCCUAGCUCUGUACAAGACUUAUGAAGGCAGGUAGACUGACAGGUCGGUCGUCCAAUCAUUGGCCUAACAUAGGCGAAAAAAAGCUUCCAACAUGAAUUGCCUACGCUAGCUUUCAAAAUCAUUUACAAAAGUCUGAAAGGGUUAAGAAAUACCACAAAUGGGGCACUUUUUUAAAUUCAAUUUUGCUGUUUACUCAAACUGUGGUUAAUGUGUUCACUGUAGCGCAUCUUUAUAAUAGGCUUAUUUGUGUGAUGUAAAUAUUGUUUCACAGACUUGAUAAACACCGAGUUGGUUUGAGACGUGUGACCUUGCAGAGGGGUAUUUUACCACCCUGUGUUUGGUUGAUUCUGACACCUGGCAUCAUCUCAAAUUCUUAAACCUUUUUACGGAACUGGAAAAAAAAUAUGCGUUAUUCACUUGUAUUUAACUCAGGGUGUGAACAUUUAAAUAUUCUGCACACCUGAGACAUAUCUCCAUGUUGUGGCCAUUCCAGUUAUUCCUCUCAAUUACUAUUUCCUGCAGAAGCCAAGUGGAUUGUGUUUGAAGAACAAAUACCAUGAUUGAGUGUUUAUUUUUAUUUCACCAAUAAAGCUGCACAUCAUCUUCCA